UAUCAUCUUUAGCAAAAUGCACUGCGCACAGUGAUGUUCUCAGAUUGUUGUGCAGCAGCUGGCGGGCACGGAGCUGACCCUGACCAAACUGUAGUCACAGCUCUUCACUGGCACAAUGCUUCUCUUCUGUCCCGGUGCCCACGUUUGAGCAGCUUUGAAAACCCUGACCGGGGAUCAUUUGGAUGGUCAGCAUCUGUGGGCCACUUCUGCAAAUCAUCAGCGGGUUUCCCACAGUCGAAAUUUCCACAACUACUCCUUUGAUGCUGGCCUCUCUGUCCAUGAUGAUGUCACAUGGUUUCAAGAGCAGUAAGCAGGACUUCAACUUUGGACCAUGGAAAGUGACUGCUUCCAAAAACCACAUCAUGAAGUCCAAAGACAUUGAACGGCUAGCAGAAGACAUGAACAUGCCUUCUCUUCCAGAGAUGUUGUUUGGAGACAACAUACUGCGCAUCCAACACACGGACGGUUACGGGAUUGAAUUCAAUGCUGUUGAUGCCCUGAAGAGAGUCAGCAACAUGGAGGAUAGCGUCAAGGUGGCGUGUGCUCAGGAAUGGCAGGAGAGCAGAGCUGAUUCUGAACACUCUAAAGAUGUGAUCCGACCUUAUGACUGGACUUACACCACAGACUACAGAGGGACUCUGACAGGAGAAAGCAUGCAGAUAAAGGUGUCUGAGACUGCCGAGCGUAUUGACAUGGAGAAGCUUAAGGCUCGGGAACACAUCAUGUUCUUUGAUGAGGUGCUGCUGUUUGAAGAUGAGCUGCACGACCAUGGAGUCUCUAUGCUUAGCGUCAAAAUUCGAGUGAUGCCUACCAGCUUCUUCCUGUUGAUGCGUUUCUUCCUGCGAGUGGACGGAGUGCUGAUUAGAAUAAAUGAUACUCGACUAUAUCACGAGGCUGGGAAGGAUUACAUGCUGCGAGAGUUCACUACGAGGGAAAGCAAAAUCUCAGAGCUGAAGUUUCUGAAGGCAGAGGCAGACCUGGAUUACAUUGAGAAGCGGUUGAAGCUGGACUUCAUCAACAGCAGUGCAGAAAAUGGAUGUCCAGCUGAGAACAACCUGGCAGUGGUGCUGGAGAACCUGAAGUCUAUAAAGUCCAAACACUCAGCCCUGUGCUCGCAGGUGAAGGAGCUCACGAGUGCACAGAAGGAGUCUGUAGACUCGAUCAGAAACAACCUCAGCGGCGUCAUGGAGCUGCUGCAACACUUUGAACAGACCACUGAUAUGGAGGUUGGGACACUGACAGAGUCAGAGCGAGAGUCUGUAGCACUGCUAAGUGCUGUCAGUCGCACCACAGCUGAGGUGUGUUCAGCUGUAGCAGCUUCUCACCAAGAGCAGCCACAAAGCAGUGAGUGUGAGGAACUGACUGCAGCCAUGCUGGAGUCGCUCCCCCCGAGCGUACGCUCCAACAUCAAGCUAACUGACCUCAAUACGUUCUACCAGCAGCUGCAGCAACAUCUGGGCAAAAGUAACAGGGGAUCACUUAGCGUGCAGAAGAUGAAGCAGUUGAAGAUGAAUGUGAGCGAUGCUAAGCUGAAGGUCCUGCAACAACUGUCUUUAGUUGAGCUGGACAGUAAAGGCCAUGUUCGUCUUGUGCUCUGAGCAGAGCGAUGGUUGUCACAGUAUGUACCAAGUUCUUGAGCAGAAACUAACCACAUGGGUGGGAUAGACACAUACAGGCCACGAGAUGUCAGUUAUACUUUCAGUCGGCGCUAUGGUCGGUCUGUACGUUGUAUAAAUGCUCAGAUAGAUUCACCAAAGUACAGCGCCGUCCUUUGAGCACUGGGGCGUAAGCUAGCCACAAUGAUGCUGUGAAGAUGCACAGUGUGUGCUGCCUGUUCAUGUUUUUCAUGUUAUGAUAAGGUUUAUUGUAAAAAUAUAUGAUUACAUUUUAACACAAGACCCUUUCCCCUGAGUAAAAUGCUAAACCCAUAAAGAUGCUAAUAGUUAUAAUGUAUUUUUGUCACGGUGACACAGUACACUGCUGUAACUCAUUUAAAUGUUUCUAACAGUAAAAUCUACCUUCAGCUGUGUUGAUGGAAACUCGAAAUCUUAAUACUUUAAAUGUACAAAGAACAAUGAUGGACAUUAAAAUAAAUGUAAAAUUGUAAUGUGUGGUCCUCUCACUUUGUGAGGUGUGAAAUAAAAGAUAAUGCUAAGGGUUUAAGAU
Molecule: messenger RNA, 2166 nt
Organism: Pelmatolapia mariae (spotted tilapia)
Lineage: Eukaryota; Metazoa; Chordata; Actinopteri; Cichliformes; Cichlidae
Gene: tiprl
Product: TIP41, TOR signaling pathway regulator-like (S. cerevisiae)
Exons: 13
Coding region: 183-1598 (471 amino acids)
Biological process (GO): TOR signaling
Cellular component (GO): cytosol
Source: RefSeq, a predicted model, not a curated record